AUGAAGCAUAAAAUUGGUAAUGGUAGAGGCACAUUUUUCUGGUGGGACAAUUGGGCUCCUAGAGGUCCUUUAAGCACUAGAUUCCCAAGCCACAUUCUCACAGAUAGAGGGUUCAACAUUGAUAUCAAAGUGGACAACUUUAUUUUCAACUCAACUUGGUCCUUCCCACACUGCAUUGUAUCUGCAAUCCCAGAACUCCUCUCUUUGUCAUCACCAAAUUCAGCAAGGAAUGAUAAAAUGGUUUGGAUAGCUUCACCUUCAGGGACUUACACCCUCAAGUCCACUUCAGCCUUUUUAAUAGGUCAACAACCAAGAGUCCCUAGGCAAAAUCUAGUUUGGGAAAGUCCAGUGAUCCCUCGCAUGAAGUUCAACCUAUGGCUCGCAGUUCAGUCCAAGCUUCCCACAUUGGAUAGCAAAUCUAUUGCUCAACAUGAGAACAUCUGUGUCUUCUAUCGUGCCCAACCACAAACACAUGACCAUUUAUUCUUCAAGUGCUGUUUUGUCUCACCACUAUGGAGAUUCAUCAAGCAAAGAGGUCACUUCUACUCUUCAAUUACAAACUGGGAUGACCUAAUCCAAUAUACUAGCAAUCAAUGGAAGAAGAACACUGCUUCUAAUUUGAUUCGCAAGAUUUGUUUCUUCUCAAUUGUCUACCAUACAUGGGAGACGCAAUGA
Cornus florida is the source of this 675-nucleotide messenger RNA. RefSeq lists its product as uncharacterized. Bases 1 to 675 code for a protein of 224 amino acids. The record is from RefSeq and is a predicted model, not a curated record. Lineage: Eukaryota; Viridiplantae; Streptophyta; Magnoliopsida; Cornales; Cornaceae. The transcript has a single exon.